Dermacentor albipictus is the source of this 693-nucleotide messenger RNA. RefSeq names its product protein D1-like. NCBI's taxonomy places the organism in Eukaryota, Metazoa, Arthropoda, Arachnida, Ixodida, Ixodidae. The record is from RefSeq and is a predicted model, not a curated record.
AUGAGCCUCAUCCAGGGUUCGUCAGUGUUCAUUCUAUUGACACUGUGGAGCGGCAUACAAGCGGAGCAGUUCAUGGGGAAGUACGUUUCGACAGUGAAAUCACCAGUUUCCACGCAAGAGCAGUCACAGCCGAAGACGGACCUGUGGAGAGCCGCGGGACUGGAGAAGGAUCUUUCGCUGGGUGCUGCGCCAGUGGCCCUCCUUAAGGUCGCAUACGAGACAACUUCGGUGACGAUCAACGGUACGCUGACGCCCCAGCAGACUGCCGAAGUUCCCGCGGUAGCUCUGGUCGGCGCCGUCAACUGCGUGCCACCGUUCUCUCUGGUCAUGUUGGACCCGGACGCGCCGAGCCCUAAGCACCCUACGCUCCGCAGCUGGUUGCACUGGAUGGUUGUCAACGCCAAAAGCACACGGAGGCUGGACAAAGGCGAAGUGGCGAUGCCGUAUAACGGUCCGACUCCCCCCGAAGGGUCGGGACCUCAUCGAUACGUCUUCUUAGCCUUCUGUCAAGGCGGCAAGCGCAUGGAGGUUAUGAAAUUCCAGAGGCGGCGAAGGAAGAAAUUUCAUUUGAAAAAUUUCCUAAAGAAAAUAGGCAAUGCGGUGCCGUUCGGUGGCACCUUCUUUUACGCCGAGAACGUCGGAAUGAGGAAAAGUCCCCCAAAGCGACCUCCGCAGCAAGAAUUGAAAAUUUAA